CUUCUUAAUGUAAAUGUCGCCUCUUUCUUGCCAGGGCUGGCGGGGCAGAUGCCCGGGGGCCGGGUGACACACGGCUAUUAUUGCCCAGCGGAACUCUGCUCCAAAGAGGAGAGAAUUUCAGUGGAUUUCCUGCUGCCGACCGGCAUUUACCUCAACUUUCCUGUGCCGUACGGCGCCAGCCUCGGAGACAUCAAGAAGCUGCUAUGGCAACGGGCAGAGGAGGAGCCGCUUUUUCACAUGCUCAGCCCUCCUUCCAUGUACAUGUUCACCUGCGUUAACCAGGCGGCGAAGGAGCAGGAGCUGGAGGACGAGCAGCAGCGCUUCUGUGACGUCAGGCCCUUCCUGCCCAUACUUCGGCUCGUAGUGAGGGAGGGCGACCAAGCCGAAAAGUUACUGGACUCUCAGAUCAGCUUCCUUAUUGGCAAAGACCUCCGUGAAUUUGAAGCGCUCGAUGACCCCGAAAUAAAUGAUUUCCGCUGUACGAUGCGCCAGGCGUGUGAAGAGGCAGCCGUUCGCCGGCAGCAAAUGGACUGGAAAAAAUCGAUGGAAACCAACUUUCCCCUCCAACUUGAACCCCCUUUCGACGUGUUACCCCGAGGAAUAACGUUCGGCAAAACGCUCAUGAUUAAGGUCAAGUUUGAAGGCAGCGAGCUAAACGACCAGCUCAUGCGCAGAUCAAGCGCUGACGCGUCCUUAGCGUCUGGCCCUGAUACUCUUGGUUUUGAGGAAGAGUCUAAGCAGCUGAAGUGCAAGCCCGGUGGUCUGCUUACAGGGUGUUGA
Molecule: messenger RNA, 780 nt
Organism: Spea bombifrons (plains spadefoot toad)
Lineage: Eukaryota; Metazoa; Chordata; Amphibia; Anura; Pelobatidae
Product: phosphatidylinositol 4,5-bisphosphate 3-kinase catalytic subunit delta isoform-like
Exons: 4
Coding region: 49-780 (243 amino acids)
Source: RefSeq, a predicted model, not a curated record